Molecule: messenger RNA, 375 nt
Organism: Brenthis ino (lesser marbled fritillary)
Lineage: Eukaryota; Metazoa; Arthropoda; Insecta; Lepidoptera; Nymphalidae
Source: the annotation of a GenBank genome assembly
AUGGACCGGAAGGGGGGUGAGGGGCAGCCGGAUUCGGAGGGUCGCGGGGCGCAGGACCCCUUGCGGCGCGGGGGAAGCCGCCGCGUUAACCCUGCCCGAAUUAGUGCAGCGGACGAGACUAAAAUAGCAAGGCGGCGUGUACAAUUACAUACGGCGCGUCAAUGUCGGCGCGCCGGCACGCGCUCGCUCGCGCGCCGCGGCCCGCCUCGCGCCGGUAAGUUUACACUGUGUGUGCUUGCAGAGCGCGCGACCAGCCCUAUAUGUGGCGCCGCCGGCCGUCGUGCUACCGCCGAUGGCGCCCUCGCGCCACACCUCCCUCCUCGCACCUCGCGCGUCGUUCUAUUCUUGGACUCAUCUGUUCCACUAUAUACUCGC